Messenger RNA from Pararge aegeria (speckled wood butterfly), 2553 nucleotides. RefSeq lists its product as uncharacterized. NCBI's taxonomy places the organism in Eukaryota, Metazoa, Arthropoda, Insecta, Lepidoptera, Nymphalidae. Gene Ontology annotation, molecular function: DNA binding. Gene Ontology annotation, cellular component: nucleus. The transcript is spliced from 2 exons. The record is from RefSeq and is a predicted model, not a curated record. The coding region runs from base 23 to 2383 and encodes 786 amino acids.
UAUCAGCGAAUUACAGAUUAAAAUGGAGCAUUCUUCUAAAAAGCGGCGUGGAGAAUGGACAGAAACACAGUUGAGAUCCGCCUUUCAAGCAGUAAAAAGCCGCCAAAUGUCACAGCGAAAAGCUGCUGAAACAUAUGGCAUACCAAGGCGAACAUUAAGAAACCACAUAGAAUCUGGUUCGAUGGAGAAGAUAACUGGUCGUGUCCCUGUUCUUAAUAAAUCACAAGAAAAGGAUUUAUGCAAAAGGAUAAUUAGACUGUCUCAGAUAGGAAUGCCAUUAACUCCAAAAAUUGUUCGGAAGCAGGCUUACGAAUUUUGUAAAGCGAAUAAUGUACCGAAUGUUUUUAGUGAUAAAAAGAAUAUUGCUGGAAAAAAAUGGCUCACAAAGUUUUUGAAACGCAAUCCAGAAUUAUCACUUCGAAGGGCUCAAAUGUUAAAUCCCGCCAGAGCACAAAAACUCAACAAGGCAAUAGUUUCAAAACAUUUUGAAGCCCUAAAAGACAUUUACGAUGAGUUAAAUAUUUCCAUCCACCCGGAACGUCUAUAUAACAUGGACGAAAAGGGAUGUCGGCUAACACUACACCACCAGCAGAAGGUUUUCGCAGCAAAAGGGACCAAGAGAGUGCACUUUGUGAGUCAAGAACAUGCAGAAAAUGUCACAGUCGCUAUGUGUGUAAGUGCAACGGGCAACACUGUGCCACCUAUGAUUCUUUUUAAGGGCAAAAGGUUGAGACCUGAAUUUUGUGACAAUUUACCACCUGGUAGUUUAGUCAAAAUGGCUCCAAAGGGCAGUAUGACGACCGAACUUUUUGUUAAUUUCAUACAUCACUUAGGGCAGAAUAAAACUUCAGGAAAAUGCCUUUUAAUUUUUGAUGGGGCCUCUUCACAUUUAGACGCAAGAAUCGUUGACGCUGCUGAUGUCCAUAAUAUUGUACUCUAUUGCUUGCCUUCAAAUACGACCCAUGAACUUCAACCACUAGACAAAUCUGUUAAUAAGUCUUUCGAACAUUUUUGGGACGAGGAGGUUUUGUUGUAUGCAUAUCAGCAUCCAGAACGUAAACUGACUAAAGCUCGUUUUACGAAAAAUUUUUCAAAAGUUUGGUCUAAGUGCAUGACCAAGGACAAUAUAAUCAGUGGAUUUAGAGCUACCGGCAUCUUCCCGUACGAUCCCAGCGCAAUUCCUGAAGAAGCGUAUGCACCUUCAGUACUUACACUAAUUCCCGAUCCACAGCUGGCAAGUUCCUCAAGAAUGCCCCCUUUAGUUUCUAAUUCAUCACCUUCAAGACAUUCUAUUCCCGUAAGUCCUGUUAUGUACCAAAAAUGCAACAGUCAUUCGGAUGAAACAUUUUCAAAUCAUGAAGAAGAGGACAGGAAUUUGUCACCAUCAAUUUUAAUUCACGAAGAUUUAUCCCCAAAUCAUGCAAAUUACGUCAAAAUCGUUGAAUCUUAUCCGCAUACUCCAUCUUUUGUCAAAAAAUUAGUUAAUUAUAGCUCCUCUUUUGAAGAUUUUGACAUGGAUAACUUGGAGAAUCAAGAUCCGACUCAAAAGCUACCUGUUUUAGAGAAAUAUAAUAGAAGUACAGAGUUUUGUUCACCCAUUCCUACUACCUCUGGCUUUAAUAAGCAGCCGCGUAGCAUACCGCGUUUAGGUUCAAGUACGCCUGAUUCAUCUGAAAAUGAGGAUUUUCAUGAAGGACUUUCUACAAAGCGUUUUAAUAUUUAUACUUCAUCUUCUGAAUCAGACGAAGAAAAUUUAAAUGCGGACCGAAAACUUCCAUCGCACCCUGAGCCCAGUAAAUUUCAACAUCCGGAAGAUAAUUUACCUUUAUCAGAACUGAAAAAAUAUGCUGAGAAAUCACCAUUUCACAAACAAAUCCCCACUCCUAACUUCGCUACCAUUAAAUACAAACCGAGAAGAAAAGCAAUGAAUUAUAUAGGCCAAAAAAUAACAAAAGAUUUGUUUGAUACUGUUAAAGAAAAAACGGCGAAGAACACUAAAAGAACAACCAAAAAAACUAAACUAAGCAGACAACCGAGUGACGCUGAUACAGCUAAAAAUUUGCAGCUUACAAUAAUCCAGAGACAGAAAGGAAAACAACCGAGUAACUCUAAUAAAGGUAAAAAACAAAUAAACAAAAAAAAAGGUAACAAACUUAAAAAAGUACCCAGAGGAAGACGACUAAAUGAAGAUAUUAAUAAGAAAGAAAAUAAGAAGAAGGACUCUAAAACACUCGAAAAACAUGGUUGGUAUUGUAAUGGAUGCAAGGUUGAUAGACUUGAUGAUAUGCGUCAAUGUCAAAAAUGCCAAAAAUGGUAUCAUGAAGUCUGUGUGGGUUUAACCAAAGACGAUGAGGAGCAAUUCAUAUGUCCAGAGUGCAAUUAAACUUCUGAUGAAGCUAUUAAGUAAAUUCACUAAAAAACUGAAAAGAAUCUUAAUUCUCUUCAGUUUUUUUAGGAGUCUCACUCAAUUAAAGACUAUAGGAGUCUUAUUUGUUUUAAUUACUUAAGUCUAUUGUGAUUGAUCUCAAAGUUAUUUUUCAGUAUUCCUUAGAU